Molecule: messenger RNA, 1825 nt
Organism: Oryza brachyantha (malo sina)
Lineage: Eukaryota; Viridiplantae; Streptophyta; Magnoliopsida; Poales; Poaceae
Product: 1-aminocyclopropane-1-carboxylate synthase 1
Exons: 4
Coding region: 2-1462 (486 amino acids)
Biological process (GO): amino acid metabolic process; biosynthetic process
Molecular function (GO): pyridoxal phosphate binding; transaminase activity
Source: RefSeq, a predicted model, not a curated record
GAUGGUGAGGCAGGUCGUCGCCGAGGAGAAGCCGGAGCAGCUGCUCUCCAAGAAGGCCGGGUGCAACAGCCAUGGCCAGGACUCGUCCUACUUCCUGGGGUGGCAGGAGUACGAGAAGAACCCCUUCGACGCCGUCUCCAACCCCUCCGGCAUCAUCCAGAUGGGCCUCGCCGAGAACCAGCUGUCGUUCGACCUGCUGGAGGAGUGGCUGGAGAAGAACCCCGACGCCCUGGGGCUCCGGCGAGAGGGCGGCGGCGCCUCCGUCUUUCGCGAGCUCGCGCUGUUCCAGGACUACCACGGCCUCCCGGCUUUCAAGAAUGCAUUGGCGCGGUUCAUGUCAGAGCAGAGGGGUUACAGGGUGGUGUUCGACCCGAGCAACAUCGUGCUCACCGCCGGCGCCACGUCGGCUAACGAGGCGCUCAUGUUCUGCCUCGCUGACCAUGGCGAUGCCUUCCUCAUCCCCACCCCGUACUACCCGGGGUUCGACCGCGACCUCAAGUGGCGCACCGGCGCCGAGAUCGUCCCGGUGCACUGCACGAGCGCGAACGGGUUCCGGGUGACGCGCGCCGCGCUGGACGACGCGUACCGCCGCGCGCAGAAGCGGCGGCUGCGCGUCAGGGGCGUGCUCGUCACCAACCCGUCCAACCCGCUCGGCACGGCGGUGCCGCGCGCGGACCUCGAGAUGAUCGUCGAGUUCAUCGCCGCCAGGGGCAUCCACCUCGUCAGCGACGAGAUAUACGCCGGGACGGCGUUCGCCGAGCCGGGCUUCGUCAGCGCCCUGGAGGUCGUGGCCGAGCGCGGCGGCGCCGGCGCCGACGACGUGCGCGACCGCGUGCACGUCGUGUACAGCCUGUCCAAGGACCUCGGCCUCCCGGGCUUCCGCGUGGGCGCCAUCUACUCCUCCAACGCCGCCGUCGUCUCCGCGGCGACCAAGAUGUCCAGCUUCGGCCUCGUCUCCUCCCAGACGCAGCACCUCCUCGCGGCGCUGCUCGGAGACAAGGGCUUCACCCGGAGCUACGUCGCCGAGAACAAGAGGCGGAUCAAGGAGCGGCACGACCAGCUCGUCGACGGCCUCGGGGAGAUCGGCAUUGCCUGCCUGCCCAGCGACGCCGGCCUCUUCUGCUGGGUGGACAUGAGCCACCUUAUGCGGAGCCGGUCGUUCGCCGGCGAGAUGGAUCUGUGGAAGAAGGUCGUCUUCGAGGUCGGCCUCAACAUCUCCCCCGGCUCGUCCUGCCACUGCCGCGAGCCCGGCUGGUUCCGCGUCUGCUUCGCCAACAUGUCGGCCAAGACCCUCGACGUCGCCAUGCAGCGCCUCAGGUCCUUCGUCGAGUCCACCACCGGCAGCGACGCCGCACUCUGCGGCGCCGCCGCCGCCCCCCUCAGGAGCAUCAGCUGCCCACUUGCCAUCAAGUGGGCGCUCCGCCUCACCCCGUCCACCGCCGACCGGAAGGCCGAGAGAUAAUAAUCACCGGGCGCGCGACGGCCAUUGGCGGCACGAUCAGUCCAUCACCACACCAUGUCCAUUACUACUACACUAGUACAUUACACUACACUACACUACACUAGCAGCAGCACGUAGCAGAUUCGUUUCGUUUCUUUGUAAUUUUGGCGCCAUUUUUUUUCCUCGGAUCGAGGUGCAUGCCCGAUGGUCUCGGUCUCGGAUGAUCCAUCCAUCCAUUCCACGAUUCCAUCCGCUGGCAUCGGAUCGAUCCCCGUAUUUUUCACUGGAAAAAUCUCAGCUCACCCCCACUGAGUUGAGCUCUCCAGUUGUAAAACCUAUUGAAGUAUUAUUAUUGCUUGUCAAUAAAAGCUAGUGCCACUAGUU